Messenger RNA from Micromonas pusilla CCMP1545, 780 nucleotides. RefSeq lists its product as uncharacterized. The record is from RefSeq and is a predicted model, not a curated record. NCBI's taxonomy places the organism in Eukaryota, Viridiplantae, Chlorophyta, Mamiellophyceae, Mamiellales, Mamiellaceae. The transcript has a single exon. Bases 1 to 780 code for a protein of 259 amino acids.
AUGACGCUUCUCGCGGGACAUCCCACCGCGGCGGCGCGGCCGCGGCGCGCGGCGUCUUCCUUCCGCGACGCGUCGCGCCGCGCGCGCGUCUCCGCGUCCGCGACGCGUCGCCCCGCGUCGUCGUCGUCGUCUUCGUCCAGAUGCCGCGGCCGCGUCAGCAGCAGCAGCGCCGAUCGCGAUCCCUCGCGACGCGACGUCGCGGCGGCCCCGACCGACGCGACCGCCGCCGUCCUCGCGACGACGACGAAGACGAAGACGACGACGGCGUUCGCCGUCGCCGUCGCGUUCGCCGUCGCCGUCGCGUCGCCGCCCGCCGCGCUCGCCGCGGGGAAGCAGCCCAUCGACUGGCUCUUCGAGGAGACGAUCGGCGGCGUCGGCGCGCUCUCGUCCGAGGUCAAGGCUGCGCUGUCGGAGAGCGGCGGCGGCGGCGGCGAAGGCGGCGCCCUCCUCAAGGCGGCGCCCGCGCCCGGCGUCGCGAGAGAAGAAGAGCGCGCGGGCGACGACGCGGAGGCUGCCGCGCCCGCGGGGGAGGGCGCGUUCACGGCGUCCACCGCGAUCAAGUUUGGCAAGCUCGGCGCCAUCUUAGUCUUCGCGGACGUCGUCACCUUCGCGAUCAUGGGACGGAGCGUCCUCGGCAUCAUGGACGACGGCGGCGAGGAGGGAUGGAAGGAGAGAGUCGCGGAUGAGAUUCUGGAGAAGCAGAGGGAGAAGGACGCGGCCGCCGCGAGGGAGGAGGAGAACGCGGGGGAGGGCGGCGGCGGCGGCGGCGGCGAGGCGUGA